Messenger RNA from Cladophialophora psammophila CBS 110553, 1449 nucleotides. RefSeq names its product 26S proteasome regulatory subunit N7. Gene Ontology annotation, biological process: proteasome-mediated ubiquitin-dependent protein catabolic process. The record is from RefSeq and is a predicted model, not a curated record. Lineage: Eukaryota; Fungi; Ascomycota; Eurotiomycetes; Chaetothyriales; Herpotrichiellaceae. The transcript is spliced from 2 exons. Gene Ontology annotation, cellular component: proteasome regulatory particle. Bases 1 to 1449 code for a protein of 482 amino acids.
AUGGGUUCAGAUCCUCAGUUUGCCAAAUAUCCCGAUCUCACCCUCGCCCAGCACAUCUUCUCCCUUGCGAAUGCGCCUCGGACCGCGCAGCCAGUGUCCUUGAACUACCUUCAAAAUGCAAUCAAAAACCAGAAGAUGGCGCCGUUGUAUCGGCAUCUGGCUCAUCCUACUGAAGGAGUGCUAAAUUCGAUGGGAGAGAGCACGGCUCAACCGCUACAGCCACCACCAAAGCCUGCUGCCCGGCGUGCGUCGCUAGUGUCCAGCAACCUAUUACCGCCGAAGAGGCCCGUACCUUCCGGCAUCCUGCCCUGGGACGAAUCGCUAUAUGAAGAACUCAAAGCCGACAACGCAAAGGAGCUAGAGCAGUGCCAGAAAGAGGAAGAAGAAGCUGAAGAAAAGGCGGGAGAAACAGAGGUACAAGCAGCUCGAAGCAAGCGUGCAGAGUUCUGGGCUCGGGUUGGCGACAAGGACAAAGCCAUUGCUGCCUAUGAAAAAGUCUUCGACAAGACUGGUCCGCUAGGCACGAAGAUUGAUAUUGUCCUCGCUAUCAUUCGCAUUGGGAUCUUCUUCAACGAUAAAGCGUUCACCAAGAAACAAAUUGAACGUGCAAAUAUCCUGGUGGAAAGUGGCGGAGACUGGGAUCGAAGAAAUCGAUUAAAAGCCUACAAGGGCCUGCACCUUCUCACUGUCCGAUCCUACAACCUUGCCGCUCCUUUACUCCUCGACAGUCUCUCCACAUUCACUAGCUACGAGCUGUGCAGCUAUUCUUCCCUGGUCGUGUACGCCGUGCUUGCAGGAUCCCUGUCCCUGAAGCGCGUUGAUUUCAAGGCCAAAGUUGUUGAUGCGCCCGAAAUAAAAGCAAUCUUGGGGAACAGCGAGGACAAAGUCCCAGGCGCAGAUGAAGAGAUGAAGGAUGCGUCUGCUGCAACAGCAGAACGUGCUUCGGGCCUGGUCAAUGUGAACGCACUAGGAACGAGCAGUGCAGCGCAGUCGCAGACCGAAGCCCCUGUGGAUGUUUCCUCUCUGGGGGAGUUAGUCAACAGCCUCUACAACGGCAACUAUCGCAAUUUCUUCCUGGCAUUGGCUGCUGUCGAAGAGAACUUCUUGACGCAAGAUCGAUACCUGUAUGAGCACCGAGCCUGGUUUGUGCGAGAAAUGCGGCUGCGAGGAUAUCAACAGCUCCUGCAAUCUUACCGGGUGGUGGGCCUAGCAACCAUGGCACAGGCAUUUGGGGUCAGUGUGGAUUUCUUGGACCGAGAUCUGGCCAAAUUCAUUGCGGGUGGUCGGGUGAGUUGCACAAUCGACCGCGUGCAGGGGACCAUCGAGACAACCCGCCCGGAUGACAAGAACAAGCAGUAUGCAGACGUUGUGAAACAAGGGGAUGCCCUGAUCACCAAGCUGCAGAAGUAUGGCCAGGCCGUGAGGCUGAGAGGUAGCGAGCGAGCUUGA